Messenger RNA from Abrus precatorius (Indian licorice), 1742 nucleotides. Its product is annotated as protein DETOXIFICATION 19-like. The record is from RefSeq and is a predicted model, not a curated record. Gene Ontology annotation, biological process: xenobiotic detoxification by transmembrane export across the plasma membrane. The coding region runs from base 94 to 1548 and encodes 484 amino acids. Lineage: Eukaryota; Viridiplantae; Streptophyta; Magnoliopsida; Fabales; Fabaceae. Gene Ontology annotation, cellular component: membrane. The transcript is spliced from 7 exons. Gene Ontology annotation, molecular function: xenobiotic transmembrane transporter activity; antiporter activity.
UACAAAUGGUUGUUUGAUCACAAUUAACCAUUCAUUUAUGCAUACAAUUGAAAAAGAACAGAGAAAAUAGAAGCAAAUAGAUUAAUAUAGUUUAUGAUGCAGAGAAAAGGAAGUUCUGAUGGCACAAUAACACAGGCCACACCCCUAUUAGAUGUUACCACUCAUCAUGAAGAGGAAGAAAACACAACUCCAUGGUGGAGCAAAAUCUUGGACUUGGAGGAAGCUAAGUGUCAACUACUUUUUUCACUGCCAAUGUUUCUCACUAACUUGUCCUAUUACUUGAUCACUUUGGUCUCUGUCAUGUUCGCUGGCCACCUUGGGGAGCUUCAGCUUGCAGGUGCUACUUUGGCAAAUUCAUGGUUUAGUGUCACUGGUUUGGCAGUUAUGGUUGGCUUGAGUGGGGCACUAGAAACACUUUGUGGACAAGGAUUUGGAGCAAAAGAAUACAAAAUGUUGGGAAUAUAUCUGCAAUCCUCUUGCAUCAUAUCUUUUGUUUUCUGUAUCAUCAUAGCCAUUAUUUGGUUCUAUACAGAACCAAUCCUUUUAUUGCUUCACCAAUCUCAUGAUAUUGCAAAAGAAGCUGGACUCUAUGUGAAGUAUCUUAUCCCUGGCAUAUUUGCAUAUGGCUUUUUGCAAAAUAUCUUGAGGUUUCUUCAAACACAAUCUGUUGUAACACCAUUGGUGAUCUUCUCAGUUAUUCCACUGUUGAUUCAUAUUCUUAUUGCAUAUGCCUUGAUAUACUGGACAGAUUUGAGUUUUAUAGGGGCUCCUAUAGCAGCUUCUAUCUCAUUAUGGAUUUCCAUACCAUUGUUGGCCAUGUAUAUCAACUAUGCAGAAAAGUUCAAGCAAACUUGGACAGGAUUUUCAGUUGAGUCAUUCCAUUACAUAUUUGUAGAGCUGAAACUGGCUUUGCUCUCUGCAGCAAUGGUAUGUUUGGAGUAUUGGGCUUUUGAGAUUAUGGUUUUGUUAGCUGGACUAAUGCCUGACCCAACAAUAACUACUUCAUUGAUUGCAGUAUGUGCAAACACAGAACUAAUUGCCUACCUGAUCACUUAUGGUCUUAGCGCAGCUGCAAGCACAAGGGUCUCCAAUGAAUUGGGAGCAGGGCACCCUGAUCGAGCUAAGAAUGCAAUGAGAGUCACCCUUUUGCUCUCUCUCUUCCUCGGUUUAUGUUUUGGUUUGGCACUUACAUUUGGUCAUAAUAUUUGGAUUCAAUUGUUUAGUGAUAGUGCUAAAAUUAAAGAAGAGUUUGCUUCAGUGACACCCUUACUUGUCAUUUCUAUACUACUAGAUGCUAUCCAAGGUGUUUUGUCAGGUGUGAUCAGAGGAUGUGGUUGGCAACACUUGGCUGCAUAUGUCAACUUAGCAACAUUUUAUGUUGUUGGUUUGCCAAUAUCAUGCCUUCUUGGAUUUAAUUUCAACAUGCAGGCUAAGGGUUUAUGGAUUGGACUAAUUUGUGGGCUGGUUUGUCAAACUGGGACUCUCUUGUUUUUGACCUCGCGUACUACCAAAUGGACUAAACUGAAUGUCUCUUUGGGCCAAGAUUAAGUCCAACAAUCUUCUAUUUAAGUUAACUCUCUUUUUGCUGCAUCAAUUUGGGCCCUAGGUUGUUGGGCCCUAGUCUCCUCAUAAUACCUAGUGUUUUUUGUUGCCCCUCAUAAUUGCCUAAAUUGAUUUAGAAUUGAGACGUCUAAGAAGAAUAACGACGUUCUAUUUUGAAUGAGAUAUCCAUCUCCUCGACC